This is a messenger RNA of Cheilinus undulatus (humphead wrasse), 2047 nucleotides long. It is a transcript of the gene maneal, whose product is annotated as mannosidase endo-alpha like. The record is from RefSeq and is a predicted model, not a curated record. The transcript is spliced from 5 exons. Lineage: Eukaryota; Metazoa; Chordata; Actinopteri; Labriformes; Labridae. Gene Ontology annotation, cellular component: Golgi apparatus. Gene Ontology annotation, molecular function: alpha-mannosidase activity. Bases 193 to 1521 code for a protein of 442 amino acids.
AUUAAAAACAGUUUAUGUAAUGUAGGACAGAGCCGAAACAGCUUUCGUAGAAAACGAUCUGAUCCCUCCCGUUAAAGAUGGGAUGAGAAGAGGAGAGGCUGCAACAGCUCGAUGGAGGAAUGAGGCGCAGGCGAGCACUCUACUGCCUCCUGCUCCAGCCAUUCUCCUGCUGCAGCACCACGGACAGCGACAAUGACUCGACUCCGCAGGAAGGCUCUAGUGGCUCUCUUCCUCUUCACCCUCUUCAUCUUCGGGGCCAUGAUGGGGCUGAGGACGCUCAAACCCAGCGACGGCUUCUCGGACCUGGCCCCCGGCAUGGACUUCAACGGGGAGAGGUCCGAGAGGAGGAGGCUGGACGUGAAAGACGUGGUAGUGUCUCCGGGUCAGUCCCACAUGGACAGCAGUGACACUAAGGUGGUCUUCACCAGAUCAGACCGGGACUACAGCAUCUUCUAUGACGUGCACAUUUUCUACUACCUGUGGUAUGGCUCCCCCAGCAUGGACAACAAGUACAUCCACUGGGACCAUGUGCUGGUGCCUCACUGGGACCCAAAGAUCGCAGCCAGUCAUGCUCAAGGAAGGCACACACCUCCAGAGGAUAUUGCAUCAAGUUUUUACCCUGAACUGGGACCCUACAGCUCCCGAGACCCAAAGGUGCUGGAGUCCCACAUGUCCCAGAUAGAAGCAGCUGCAGCAGGGGUGCUGGUGUUGUCAUGGUAUCCUCCAGGGGUGGCAGACGACCAUGGGGAGCCCACCGAGGAUCUGGUUCCUGCUGUCAUGGACGCCGCCCACAGGCACAGCAUCAAGGUGGCCUUUCACAUCCAGCCAUACAAAGGACGGACGGACCAGAGCAUGCAUGACAACAUCAAAUACAUUAUUGACAAGUAUGGAAAGCAUGGCGCCUUCUACAGAUUCAGGUCAAGCACAGGACGAGUCUUGCCUCUAUUUUACGUUUAUGACUCUUAUCUGACGCCGCCAGAGUCCUGGGCGGAGCUCCUGACUGUUAAAGGCUCCCACAGCAUCAGAGGCACUCCUUAUGAUGGUAUUUUUGUUGCCCUUAUAGUGGAAGAGCGCCACAAACACGACAUCCAAGCUAGCGGCUUCGAUGGCAUCUACACCUACUUUGCUUCCAACGGCUUCUCCUUUGGCUCGUCGCACCAGAACUGGAAAGCCAUCAAGGCAUUCUGCGAUGCGAACAAUCUGCUCUUCAUCCCCAGUGUUGGUCCAGGGUACGUGGACACGGCUGUUCGGCCGUGGAACAACCACAACACGAGGAACAGAGUCAACGGGCGCUACUACGAGACAUCCCUGCAGGCAGCUCUGUCCGUCAGACCAGAAAUCGUCACCAUCACUUCCUUUAACCAAUGGCACGAAGGCACGCAAAUAGAGAGGGCGGUACCCAAGAAAACAGUGACCCGUUUGUAUCUGGACUACCAACCGAACCAACCGGACCAUUACUUGGAGCUCACGCGUCAGUGGGCUGAGAACUUUAACAAAGAGAAAGACAAAUGGCUGAUGUAGACUUUAUUUUGACGUUCAUGCACAGUUUAAGACCUGCUGUUCAUCCACCUCUGUGUUUUUAUCCAACUCUCUUUGUUGUGGUUUCCUUAAAUGUUCACUCUUACUGUUUCUAGCACUAACAUUUUUUUUGUACAGGUUGAUAAAGUCGCUGAUGUGUUGAAGCUGUAAGGUCAAAAUGAUGGAUGGCUAAUCAUCUUUUCCUUUUAACAACUCUGCUUGCAACUCAAAGAAAGAGAAGCUUUGUACAGUAUCCCUGCUCUGAAGGUUUUUUUCGUACUUUCUUAUGAUAAACGACUGUUCUUUCCUGUAUUUCUUUGAAGACAAAUUAAAAAGUGAGUCUGUUUACUGCUGGGGAAUCCGUGCUGUCACUGAAACUUCCAACACAGGUAAGAAACGAUCAAAGAAGUCUGCACAGAAAUGUAGGUUAAAGAAACUUCAGAGUAAAGAUUUCAGGAUGCAUAGGAUUUUUCUAUUCUCAAGUGGUGGGCUCAAACCUUAAGUAGCUUGUGAAGCUUUUUUCAGUGGG